Molecule: messenger RNA, 2422 nt
Organism: Dipodomys ordii (Ord's kangaroo rat)
Lineage: Eukaryota; Metazoa; Chordata; Mammalia; Rodentia; Heteromyidae
Product: melanoma antigen preferentially expressed in tumors-like
Exons: 4
Coding region: 709-2124 (471 amino acids)
Biological process (GO): positive regulation of cell population proliferation; negative regulation of apoptotic process; negative regulation of cell differentiation
Cellular component (GO): cytoplasm
Source: RefSeq, a predicted model, not a curated record
AACCAACCUAAAAUGUAUUAUGCAUUGAAAUUGGAAAUAUCUCAAUAGCUAACUUGAUAUCAAACUAGGAAAUUCUACGUGUGAAUUUUUGUUUAUACCUAGAAUUAUUUAAAAUAUCAAAUAAACUAAAUGGACUGCAUUUACACAGAUAAUUUGUUAUAAAACUUUAAAUAUUAUGUAAAAGACGCUGAAUAUCUGUAUGUAAAUUGUACCUAAAACAUACAUGUGUUUGACAUUGCAGGAAUCAGACUAAUCAGAAUACCAACUAUACAUAAGGCAGAUAUUUCAAAAUUGAGAAAUAUAUAAAGCCCGAACCUUUCGGGUGCCAGGCAUUUUUGAGAAGUACAGUCUCAACCUUUUCCCUACAAAAAGUUGUGUCCGCUUUUAAGCUCCUUUGUAUUCACUUUUCAGGAAGGAUAGAAUUAGUGAGAAAAAAGUGGAUUAUGAGGUAGGGGCAGCGGUCAUUUUGUUUCAUUCAGCUCUGGGUCAGAUGUUUAUCCUGGUGUCAGUAGAGGCACAGAUGUGGUUUUGUGGCCACAGAAUUUAGAAGAUAGUUUUGACAGACUGAAUUUUCUGUCCUGUUUACAGACAAAUGACAUGAUCUAUCUGAAGGGCAGAAGAAAAUGUAGUUGCUCAUGCUUAGCCUGAGACUGUUACCAACAUGCCUGCAUAUUUCCCCAGCAUUUUUUCCCCAACAGAUUCAUCAGGAUGAGUACGUGUGGCCCACCAAGCCUCCUGGAGCUGGCUAUACAGAAUCUGCUGAAGGAUGAUGCUUUGGUCAUUGCUGCUCUGGAAGAGCUGCCUGUAGAGCUCUUCCCACCUCUGUUCAUGGCAGCCUAUACUGGGAAACACAAUGAGAGUGUGAAGAGGAUUGUGCAGGCCUGGCCCUUUCCCUGCCUCCCUCUGGGGUCCCUGGUGAAGGGUGGACAGACACACCAGGAGAACUUCCAAGCUGUGCUCAAUGGGCUUGAUGCCCUGCUUGCUGAAGACAUUUGUCCUAGGCAGCAGAAACUGCAAGUGCUGGAUCUGUGUCAAAAAACUACAUGGUCUUGUAGUAGGAAUGGUAUGUGCUCACUGUCCCAAGCCAUCCUGCCAUUGAUGAAGGUAAAGGUGGAUGGAUCCAGUAUGGGGGCAAAAGAGCCCAGGGCUCCUCUGAAGGUAUUCAUAGAUCUCUACCUCAGUAUUGGCAGCCAUGAUGAAUGGCUCACGUCUCUUAUUGAAAAGGCCAAGCAGUGGAAAGGUUUACUACACUUAUACUGUAACAAGUUGAGUAUUUUUGCAUUGUCCAUGCAGAAUAUGAAGGUCUUGAAAGUUGUGAGGUUGUAUUCUGUCCAGGACUUGGAACUGAUCUGUAACUGGAAAUUGUCCGUCCUGGGGAAGCUUCUUUCUCUUCUGCCAUACAUGGGUAAAUUGCACAGACUCUUCCUGUCUCAGACACAGAUGUCCCAGUGUAGUUCCUGGGAGGAGGAGGAGCAGUUUGUGGAGACAUUCAGCUCUCAGUUGCUCAGUCUGCAUCACCUCCAAGAGCUUCAUUUGGAAUCUAUCAGCUCCCUUGAAGGCUCCUUGUGCAACCUGCUCAGGUGUCUGAAGAGCCCCUUGAAGAUCCUCUCUCUCACCAAUUGUCUGCUUCUGGAAUCAGACUUGAUGAAUCUGUCCAAGUGCCCCAGUACAAGACAGCUAAGGGGACUAUGUCUAAAUAGGGUUCUCCUGAUGGAUAUAAGUUCUGAGACCCUGGAAGCACUGCUAGAGAAUGUCUCAAGCACCCUCCAGGUCCUGAGCCUAGAGGAAUGUGGAAUCAUGAACCUUCAACUCACUGCCAUUCUGCCUGCCCUGAGACACUGUUCCCAGCUCACAACCUUUAGCUUUUCUGGGAACCCCAUCUCCAUAAAUGUGCUGUUGCGUGUCCUGCGCCACACCAUUGGGCUGACUAAGUUAAGGCAUGUGCGAUAUCCUGCUCCAUUGGAGUUUUAUGAGCAUGUUGGAGAUGGGUUGCUUGCCACCCUACACGCCAAGCUGAUGCAAAUGCUACAAGAGUUGGGGCGGUCAGACAUGGAGUGGCUCAGUGGCAAACCCUGUCCUCAUCGUGAGUGGCCCUUCAGUGACCUGUGGCCCAUGCCUUGGUAGUGUCUGCACAGGAUUGAGACUACCACUGAACAUUACAUGAUGGUAUGCAGUGCUGACUAUGCCUGAACAGAGAAAGGGAUGGAAAAGGAGGCACCAAGGCCUGGCACCCAGACUCCUUUCACAGGGCAAAAAUGUUAGUUUAGAUAAUGUCAAAUAGUCCACCAAUUCCUCAGCCACAAAUGAUGCCUGUCCUCUUUCCAACUUUGUCAACUUCUAUUCAUCCUGAGCCAGAGCACUCUGAAGGAUACACUGGAAAUUUCCACAGCCACGUUCAUAAAAAGUUCCUACAGAAAGCAAG